Molecule: messenger RNA, 2096 nt
Organism: Panicum hallii
Lineage: Eukaryota; Viridiplantae; Streptophyta; Magnoliopsida; Poales; Poaceae
Product: probable metal-nicotianamine transporter YSL7
Exons: 4
Coding region: 1-2064 (687 amino acids)
Cellular component (GO): membrane
Molecular function (GO): oligopeptide transmembrane transporter activity
Source: RefSeq, a predicted model, not a curated record
AUGGAGCAUGUCAACGAUCUCCAGGAAGGCAUCUCAACAGAACGCGCCUUUGAGGCAGAUCCCAUCCCGUCGCUGUCGGAGACCAUCACCCUACGGUCAUUGGUGGUUAGCCUCAUCCUUAGUGCAGCCCUCAGCGCCGUCGCCAUGAAGAUUAGCCUGAACUCAGGCUUCCUCCCACCGCUCACCAUCCCCGCCGGCCUCAUUGGUUUUUACCUCUCUCGUGCAUUGAUCCGUCUUCUUGAUUACUUUGAGGUGGAACACCUGCCAUUCACCCGCCAGGAGAACACCGUCAUCCAAACCUGUGUCGCCGCCUGCUCCGCCAUUACAUUUAGUGGUGGGUUUGGAACGUACAUCCUCGCGAUGGGCAAGGAAGCAGCUGGAGGGGAUAUCAGGGAUGGGAAGAAUAUUGUCGAGCCAAGCAUUGCUCGGUUGAUCACUUUCCUCUUCCUCGUCAGUUUCUCUGGCAUGUUCAUCCUCAUGCCCUUCAGGAAGGUCAUGAUCAUUCGACACAGGUUGACAUACCCUAGUGGAAUGGCCACGGCACAACUUAUCAAUAGCUUCCAUACCCCUCAAGGCGCCAACAACGCAAGGCAACAAGUGCACAUGUUGUUCAGAUCAUUGGGGGGAACCAUAUUCUGGAACGCAUUCCAAUGGUUUUUCACUGCUACAAAGGGCUGCGGCUUCAGAGCCUUCCCCGUGUUUGGCCUUGAGGCAUAUAAGCGUGGAUUCUACUUCGACUUCUGCAUGACCAAUGUCGCCAUCGGCAUGCUAUGCCCAUACAUAAUCACUGUCUCCUUGUUCAUCGGGAGUGUUAUCUCAUGGGGGAUCGUUUCACCGUACAUUGCAGCAAAGGAGGGUAUCUGGUACACUACUGACCUUAGCACGGCAACCCUCAGCAACGUGAAGGGCUAUAAGGUUUUCAUUGGAGUGUCCAUGAUACUUGCCGAUGGCCUCUUCAACUUCUUAUCCAUCAUGUUCUGCACAUUGUGCGCCAUGUACAAGAGGCGCAGGCCACCAAUGCCAGGACAAGCUGGCGGUGAUGAUGACAGUGACAUGCAGUUGCCGUUCCACAGCCUCAAUGCUGCUGAGCAGCAGAAGGCGAUGCAGAGCUUCGACGACCGGCGCAGGGCGCAGGUGUUUGUCCGGGACCAUAUACCUAACUGGGUCAGCAUUCUUUGCUACAUCCUCCUGUCGGCGCUCUCCACCGUCGCCAUCCCCUACCUCUACCCGCAGAUAAGGCCCCACCAUGUUGCCCUCAUCUACCUGGCUGCUCCGGUCUUCGCCUUCUGCGACGCCUAUGGCUUUGGCGUGACCGACAUGAACCUGUCGAGUACCUAUGGCAAGCUGGCAAUGCUCGCCGUCGGCUCGGUCGUGGGCUGUAACAAUGGCGGCGUGAUUGCUGGCCUCGUCUCUUGCGGGAUCGUGAUGGCGACCAUGUCCAACAGCAACAACCUGAUGCAGGAACUCAAGACUGGGUAUCUAACCCUGACCUCACCGCGCGCCGUGUUCAUCAGCCAGGCGAUCGGCACGGGGCUCGGGUGCGUCAUCAACCCGGUCAUGUUCUGGGCCUUCUACAAGGCGCAGGACGGCGACACCAACCUCUUCGACGCGCCCUACGCCCGGGUGUACCGCGGCAUCGCCAUGCUGAGCGCCGGCCAGAACGGGCUGCCCUUGCACAGCCUGUGGCUCUGCAAGCUCUUCUUCGUGCUGGCGCUGGCUCUGAGCGUGCUCCGGGAUGUGGCCUCUCGGAAGCAGUGGCGCAUGGCGCCGUACAUGCCGAGCACCAUCUGCGUGGCCAUCGCCUUCGUGGUGCCAGCGCGCAUGCCCAUCGACAUGUUCGUGGGCAGCCUGGCGAUGUGCCUAUGGAGGCACACGGACUCCAGCAAAGCACGGGCGUUCUCGGCGGCGGUGGCAUCGGGGCUGAUAUGCGGGGACGGGCUCGGGAACCUGCUGUCGUCAAUGAUAGCGCUGACGCCCGCAACGGCGCCCAUCUGCAUCAAGUUCGUGUCGAGCAGCGAAAACGUCAAGUUGGACGCCUUCCUGGCUACACUGACUAGGACAUAGCUUCUUCUUGGGAUCUUUGUAAAUUUUCGGUA